Chenopodium quinoa (quinoa) is the source of this 1505-nucleotide messenger RNA. Its product is annotated as remorin-like. The transcript has 5 exons. Bases 501 to 1079 code for a protein of 192 amino acids. The record is from RefSeq and is a predicted model, not a curated record. NCBI's taxonomy places the organism in Eukaryota, Viridiplantae, Streptophyta, Magnoliopsida, Caryophyllales, Amaranthaceae.
UGUUUUUUUUUUAAUAUUAUUAUUAUUAUUAUUAUUAUUAUUAUUAUUAUUUUCCCCUCUUUUUAUUGAGGUCCACUAUUAGGAAAAAAUAAUGCACUAGUAGUUCUAUUUAUUUAUUUAUUUAUUUGAAUAAAGUAGUUCUAUUUAUUAAACAUUUAUAGUUUGCAAUAAAAUUAAUUAAGACGUUUUUGCGUACCUAAACAUUAAUCAUUUAAAAAUUCUUUGAAUAAUUCACUUACAAAGAAAAAAAAAAAAAAAAGGUUUAUAAGUUGGUAACAUGGUAGCCCACUAAUAAAAGUAUGAAAGCAUACAUUUUUCUUAUAAAUAUGAGAUAAUGUCUCCUUAAUCUCUGUCAUUUUGAAUUUUGAUUAAGAUUUAAAAAUAGUUUAUACUACAAGUUCAUACCAAAAACCGGCAGGCAUUAGAAGAAAGAUAGAUCAUAAAUAGACCUCAAUUUAACUUGGUUUAGAACAAAUAAAAACAUAGCACAAGAAAACAAAAUGGCAGAAAAGGAGAUUAAGAAAAUUGUGGAGAGCAAACCAACGGCUGUUGCUACACCAUCUUCUUCAUCAUCAUCCGGCAUCACCGAGGAGAAGUCAAAGGCUACUACUCCUCCCUCGGCCCCGGCAAUUCCUGAGACUAUCGUUCCUGUAGUUGAAAAAGCUGAAGAGGCUGAAUCUCAAAGAAGUAGACAAUCAUCUGACAGGGAUAUUGCAUUAGCACAUGUUGAGCAGGAAAAGAGGUUGUCUUUUAUUAAGGCGUGGGAAGAAAGUGAGCAAUCUAAAGCAGUCUACAAGGCCGAGAAGCAGAUUUCUGCUCUCAACGCUUGGGAGAACAGAAAGAAAGCAUCCAUCGACGCUAAGCUGAAGUAUAUCGAGGAAGAGCUUGAAAAGAAGAAGGCUGAGUAUGCAGAAAAGAUGAAGAACAUGGUAGCUCUAGUCCACAAGCAAACAGAAGAGAAGAGGGCAAUAGUUCAAGCAAGAAAAGGCGAGGAUCUUCUCAUGAUCCAGGAGAAGGCUGCUAAAUACCGAGCCACAGGAUAUACCCCAAAGAAGAUCCUUGGUUGUAUCUCAUUUUAGAUCAUCCACAGCAGAGAUAGUUACCUCAGGUUAAUGCAGUUUCAAAGUGUAGCAGUGCACUAGAUUGCGUUAGUUAAGAUUGUUUUUGCGAGUAAACAAGUUGUGUGAGAGAUCAGUGUAAUAGCUGUAAUUGAUGUUGUUCUAUUUGCCAAUAGGAAAUUCGGGUUGGAUAUAAGUUUUUGGUUGGGUUUUGGCCUUGAAUUCAGAAUCAGAUGAUCAAGUAUGUCUCAUUUUCGCCAAAUUUAGGCUUAAAUAUUUGUCGAUGAAGUUCAAGUUCAUUGUUUUCAGUCGUAACAUUUGCAAUAAACCAUAUACAUAUAUUUCAAUCAAGCCAUUUAAAGAGUCUACAGACAAUAUUACAAUUACAAAACGCAGCACGACAUCAGAAAACAGAUCUAGGAACAUGAACCUCUAUUUUGCAGCUCA